Messenger RNA from Suillus subaureus, 615 nucleotides. RefSeq lists its product as uncharacterized. NCBI's taxonomy places the organism in Eukaryota, Fungi, Basidiomycota, Agaricomycetes, Boletales, Suillaceae. The record is from RefSeq and is a predicted model, not a curated record. The transcript is spliced from 4 exons. Bases 1 to 615 code for a protein of 204 amino acids.
AUGGGACUGAUGCCGGCGAGGAGAACACAAGUAGGACUAGCAGCUGUUGGAUGCGGAGACAUUCCUCUUAAUGAGAGGAAGCAGAGAUAUGACAAUCCUGUUCUAAAAAUGGAGAACAAGAAGGUCCUGCAGUACAUCAGCGGCAUGGAAUCGAGUAAUCCCGUCUAUUUGGCCAUGCUAGUGAAGUGGCUCUCAUUCAAAGUUGAACGACAGGACGAAGUGAUUGGACGCAUCGUCCUCCACCUGUUUUCCCUGCACCUGAGGGAAGCCAGUGCCUGCGAAAAGGACACCGUCGGUGAUGCGGACGCAGCAUUGUACUCCAGACCCUCUUGGUUGAGCUCAUGCAGGUGUCAGAUCGAGAAGAUAUGCAAGCACAUCGUCAGGGAGGCGAAGAAAGCGGGAUGUAUCAGGCAUUGGAGAAAAUUGUUCGACGUCCAACGGAGUCAUUGGAGAAUCUAUCGCAUAAAAUACGUCGGGUCGAAACUCCGACCAUAUCUGUUCGUAUGCGUCCUGUCCACAUCAGUACAACUUGGUAGCAGAACUAUCGUAUCUGUGCAAUCGGCACUCCGAGGAGUCGCUUUUGUGCAGAAUGUGACGAACGAUGACUACAAGUAA